UUGCGCUUCUCUGUCGUUUUGCAAAUUCUCGCCAAUUUACAAGAUAAAUAGAUUGGUUUAUUUUAAACAGAACGGAAUCAUAGUUUCUGUGUAGAUUGUGCCGAAGGUUUGCCUGUAUUAUACUGCAACAUGUCACGCGCGAGGCCAAAUGCAUCUUUGUUCGUUAGAAACAUCGCCGAUAACAUAAGUUAAAGACUGUUGGAGAGACACAAAAAGUAAAGAUAAAGAUAAAGUUUAAAGAUAAAGACAAAGAGUUAAUUUUCUUCCAAGCCAAGACCAUUUCACAUGGAAAAUGGCCAAGGCCGUCGCAAGUUUAAAGUUUAAAGAUCGGAAAUUGGAAAAAGGCUUAGAUUGCGUUAUUGGGUGGUAAGGUAUAAAGAACUCAACUUUUCAUCAAAGUCAGAAUUGCAAAAUUAAUCAAAGUAUGUAGUUAAAACUGAAGUUUUUGGAUACCUUCUGUUUUUGCCAUUUUCUCUCAUUCAUUUUUAUUCGAGGAUACUCGAGAUGCAGAAGAUGCUUUAUACGCCAUGGAUCGAAAGUGGAUUUGUGGCAGAUAUAUUGAAGUCCAAUUUGCUGCUGGUGAUAGAAAAACUCCAAAUCAAAUGAGAACUAAGGAAGACUCCCCACCAAGAUCCAGACGCCGGUCAUACAGCAGAAGUCCAAGGAGACGUUAUUCGAGAUCAAGGAGUCGAUCUUAUGAGAGAAGAAGGUCUCCUCCACGAAGAUACAGCAGGAGCAGAUCCAGGGAAUAUGCCCGAGAAGAUAAUAGACGUAGAUCACCGGAAAAUGGUUAUGGACACCAGUCAAGACGCUCAUACUCUGGGGAAAGAUCACGUGUGUACAGAGAGAAGAGUUACACCCCUGAUCGAAGAUCUGGUUCUGGAAGACGAGGAAGUCCUACUCCAGAGCGACCACCUGUUGAAAGAAGACAUGAAUGUUCCGCUACCCCACCAAGCAAACCAGCUCAAAGGUCAGGUCAUUCCUCUCCCUCUGGCAGCAGUGACUGAUUAAAAAAAAAUAAAAACUGACAAUCGAACAUGUUUGUAUAUCAAGCUCUUUGUAGAUUUCACACUAACCGUCUUGGAUACUUUUGUUGUGAAUUUGCAAGUUUUACGUUUUUAUUUUGCCCGCUCAUCAACCAACUGGUAUAGAAAGCAUGAUGGACAAUUACUGUAGUUGUAAAGUUUACUGCAAAUUGUAACAUUUACCGCAGGAAAAUAUUCAAUAAAUUCAAAGAUUUUGUAUAAA
Messenger RNA from Ciona intestinalis (vase tunicate), 1248 nucleotides. The record is from RefSeq and is a predicted model, not a curated record. Lineage: Eukaryota; Metazoa; Chordata; Ascidiacea; Phlebobranchia; Cionidae.